Molecule: messenger RNA, 735 nt
Organism: Anthostomella pinea
Lineage: Eukaryota; Fungi; Ascomycota; Sordariomycetes; Xylariales; Xylariaceae
Source: the annotation of a GenBank genome assembly
AUGGACAGCUUCAAAGACACCCUCCCACCCGACCUCUUCGAUCAGACGACCCUCGUCUCGCUCGCGUCGACCCUUGCCAUCCUCGCCGUCGCGUAUGAGGCGUCCCUCUACGCGCUCGACCGCAACACGGCCGCCAGCCACCGCUUCCUCUUCAUCUGGCACGCCUUCGACGCCCUGAUCCACUUCUUCCUCGAGGGCAGCUUCCUGUACCACUGCUUCUUCUCGUGGAUGCCGCUGUCGAGCGUCUCGAACCCCCACGCCCUCGCCCCCACCGCCCACAACUUCCUCGGCUACACCGAUCGCGCCUAUGGAUCCCAGGCCGGAGGUGAGAACCCCUUUGCCCAGCUGUGGAUGGUCUACGCGAAGGCGGACCGUCGGUGGGCGGGCGCUGAUCUGACCGUGAUCAGUCUCGAGCUCCUGACCGUCUUCGUCGCCGGCCCGCUCGCCUGCCUCGUCUGCUACGGCCUGGCCAAGAAGGACCCGCGGACCAACAUCCUGAUGAUCGUGAUCGCGACCAUGGAGCUCUACGGCGGGUUCAUCACCUUCUGCCCCGAGUGGCUGACCCUGAACUACAACCUCGACACGAGCAAUUGGAUGUUCAAGUGGCUGUAUCUGGUCUUCUUCAACAUGCUGUGGGUUUUCAUCCCGCUGUAUGCUAUCUGGGUCGCCGUGGAGGACAUCAACCACGCGUUUGCUGUGAGGAGCAGAUCUGCGGGUGCGAGGAAGACGAAGUGA